AUGGACAACGCGUUCCUUGUGACAAGCCGGCUGCAGCUUCCGCAAGCUCUCCGACAUCGGAAUGCAGUGCAGCCCAACUUGGAGUCGAGCGCCAGGAGGCUUCUGGACCACGAUGUCCUUGCAGGAGCCAGCUGUGCCAGCUGCCAGACUCUUGGCUUGGUUCUUUGUGCGAUCUCUCUGCGCCGGAGCCAGCGGCCGCGAGGGUGUCGGGGACUUGCCCGCUGCGCACGCGGUGUGAUUGACUACUAUGACGUUCUAGGAGUGAGCAAGAAUGCCAAUGAGCGGGAGAUCAAGUCCAGCUUCAGGAAGCUGGCCCGUCAGUACCAUCCAGACAUCAACCAGGAGCCAGGGGCGCAGGAAAAGUUUCAGCAGAUUGCCAAGGCAUACGAGGUUCUUUCAGACUCACAGAAGCGGCAGCGAUACAAUCAGUUCGGUGAUGGUGGCCUUGAGGGCAUGAGCCCUGGAUCCGACUUGUCCGAUGUUGAUCUCGAUGAUAUUCUUGGCGAUGUGUUCAGCUCUUUUUUUGGGGGCCGUCCCAGUGAUCCUCCGAGAGGAGCCGGGGUUGGUAGUGACUUUCGCGAGGGCCCAAGAACAACUGGCCGAAGCAGCCGUACACGAGCUUCACGAGCCCGGAGAACGAGGGCUCAGAAGGGCUCAGACCUUCAAUGCAGGGUCGAAAUCCCAUUUGAAGUUGCAUGCUUUGGAGGGCGUCAUGUUGUACGUAUCAACAGGGAGGAGCUGUGUGAGACAUGCAACGGGCAAGGGACCAAUGCCAAGGGUGAGAAGAAUCAGCUGUGUCGGAGAUGUGGAGGAGCUGGUGUCACCGUCCAGUUUCAGCAAACUCCGCUAGGUGGCAUGGAGACGCCGCAAGCGUGCCCGAAAUGCAAGGGGUCCGGAAUAGACCCAAAAGCAACUUGCCAAGCGUGCAGCGGCAAGGGUACGCAGAGCAUUACGCGUGAGGUGGCGGUGAACAUUCCGGUAGGUUGUAAUGCUGGCAGCAGGUUGCGGGUGCGAGCAGAAGGCGACAAAGGUACCAGGGGAGGACCACCCGGCGAUUUGUACUUAACACUGAAGAUUGGCCGGUCAGAAGAGUUUGUCAGAGACGGUGCAGACAUCUACAGCGAGCAGGUUAUCAGCGUUUUUGAUGCGAUGCUUGGCGCCUCUGUUCAGAUCAGCACUGUUGAUGGCAAGGCAGCAGUCAAGGUUCCGGCUGGCACGCAGCCCGGAGCAACGAUGCGUUUGCAAGGGCGCGGCGUUCCAAAGCUGGGUCUUGAAGGAGAGCGAGGUGAUCACUAUGUAACCCUGCGGGUGGAGGUGCCGCGCCGCUUGGACUGCGACCAGCGAGAUCUGGUCACGCAUCUUCGAGAUGUCUGCCAUUUAGAUGGAGAGGAGCUGCCAGACAUCAAUGGUGAUCCAGACACCCUCUGA
Molecule: messenger RNA, 1428 nt
Organism: Symbiodinium natans
Lineage: Eukaryota; Dinophyceae; Suessiales; Symbiodiniaceae
Source: the annotation of a GenBank genome assembly